Molecule: messenger RNA, 1044 nt
Organism: Rhagoletis zephyria (snowberry fruit fly)
Lineage: Eukaryota; Metazoa; Arthropoda; Insecta; Diptera; Tephritidae
Product: serine protease Hayan-like
Biological process (GO): proteolysis
Molecular function (GO): serine-type endopeptidase activity
Source: RefSeq, a predicted model, not a curated record
CUGCAUUUAGUUAUUAUUCAUCAGUUGCAAGAUUAAGUCGUCGGUUCAUAAAUCGGCAAAAUGGUGCGUUUAUAUUUGCAAAAUUCAUAUCUUGUGUAAACAGAAAUUCUAAAAGGUACAUAUGAGCACAGAUAUAACCGAUAGAUCGACAAAACUUUAAACAAAUUAAUGAAAUAUCUGGCGCCAUAAUGUCGUCUUUCUGGUACUUUAUACUUCUGAGUUACUCAUUUGGCUUGAUUUUCCAUGGUGUAGGUGCACAAAAGACUUGUCCUUUAAAUCGUAAUGCUAUUGGGCUGUGCAAGCCGUAUGCUGACUGCAGUGUGCUAAAGGGUCAAAUCAUUUUUCCUGAUGAAAUUUGUGAGUCUGGUACGAUUUGCUGCCCUGACAAUGCUGUAGUUCCAACAGUGCCUACGCCGUAUUUGAUAACCCUCCCUAUAGUGCUAACAGAGCUUACUACCAAACCUGCUAUAACUAUGCCAACAGUGCCACAUGUGCCUCCACCAGCACUCACGACACUACUGCCUACGUUUGAUAUUGUGGAUGAACCUACUUUCAAUGAUGAGUUCUACAGGCGUUUAGUAUUGACUUUUGGUGAAAAAUACAAUAUUUAUAAACAGACAAGUAAUACGAGUACGACCUAUCAACAAAGUGGUUAUACAACAGUUGAUCCAUCAACAUCAACAGCAACAACAAUAGCGCUAACGGAGACUUUUCCAACAACAGAGGAUCCCAGUAAAUUAUUAAAUAAAUUGCAUCCAAUCGGUUUGGAGAUAUUACGUUCCCAAAAAUGUGGUUUGGUUUAUCCGAGCGUCAGUAGUGUUGAAGCGGAUAUACUUGAAUUCCCUUGGAUGGCGCUGUUGCAGUAUAAGAAUGGCGAUGGUAGCCGGAAAUUUGCUUGCGGUGGUUCAUUGAUCACCGAAAGUUGGGUGCUGACUGCAGCGCAUUGCAUAAAGCCAGGAUUGUGGGUUUCACAGAUGUUUUAUGCUAAUCAAAAUGAUUUUAACUAGCUGUGUUGAUUUAUUAAAAAUUUUCUUUAUCUGCAUA